AUGGAAACCGAUGUCAACAUGACAGAAGCGCUGACAGUUAUGGAAUCGGACAACGCAAAUGCGGCUUAUAAAAUAAAAAACAUCGACUGGAUCUCAUGCAAAGACUUCACAAUCGAAAUCGGAGAGCAACAGAUCAGACAAUAUAUGGCCACGUGGGAGAUCCAGCACCCAGGCUGGCUCUGCAGUCUGAGGUUUCUCCAGCAGGCAGAGCUGGAGUUCAAAACCCAGUACCAGUACGAGGUCCAGUGGAGCAUCCCGACCCGAUCCACCCCGAUCCCCAGAGCCACAACCCGCGUCUACUUCAUCAUAGAGAUCUCCAGAAUCAAGCCUGACAGCCUGCCCGUGGACGUGCACUUCAUCAUCGAAAGCAACCGCUCCAAACAUGUUCCAGGACAAACGAGGUUCAGGGAAAAGUGGCUGAUGGAUGUCAUCGAGAGCAAGACUUUGCUUUUAGACACUGUUGACUUUUAAAACAUCGAUAUCUGCCAAUAGAACUGAGCUUGCAGAGAACAUCUGUCAAUGGAAAUCAAUUUGGUUGUACCUAAUAAGAAUACAACUAGUAUUUCGUAUCAUUAGAAAUACAAAAACGCCUCAUAUUUAUGGUAAAUGUGGUGUUUUUG
This is a messenger RNA of Danio aesculapii, 620 nucleotides long. It is a transcript of the gene akap14, whose product is annotated as A-kinase anchoring protein 14. The record is from RefSeq and is a predicted model, not a curated record. The coding region runs from base 1 to 471 and encodes 156 amino acids. The transcript has a single exon. Gene Ontology annotation, molecular function: protein kinase A regulatory subunit binding. Lineage: Eukaryota; Metazoa; Chordata; Actinopteri; Cypriniformes; Danionidae. Gene Ontology annotation, cellular component: cAMP-dependent protein kinase complex.